Momordica charantia (bitter melon) is the source of this 2879-nucleotide messenger RNA. RefSeq names its product golgin Putative 4 (gene GC4). Gene Ontology annotation, biological process: endoplasmic reticulum to Golgi vesicle-mediated transport; Golgi organization. NCBI's taxonomy places the organism in Eukaryota, Viridiplantae, Streptophyta, Magnoliopsida, Cucurbitales, Cucurbitaceae. Gene Ontology annotation, cellular component: Golgi apparatus. The record is from RefSeq and is a predicted model, not a curated record. Gene Ontology annotation, molecular function: small GTPase binding.
AAUUUCGUUUUCGCCUCCACCAACUUGCAGUCUCAGAUCUGCGAAAUUCAGUUUCUUCGGUUUCUCCUUCUGAUUUCUUCUUCAGCUCUAGCGUAAUUCUUGGUGAAUUCUUUCUCAUUUUGAUCAUUCUUGGCGCUUUACGGCGUUCGUAUACCGGAAUUUUGGAGCCAUUUCGGGUUUCUGGGAUUCUGGUGUCUGAAUGAUGUGGAGCUCAAUAGCUAAUUUGAAGGAGAAUUUGAAUAAGAUAGCCCUUGACGUGCACCAUGACGACGACGAAGGGGAGUUCCCGAUCUAUGGUUCAUCGGCAUACAAUGGGGGAGAUGGUGAUGUUUCCGUAUCUGAUCGAAGGAACUCGCAUAGCUUCGCUCAUUCGAAUUCGGUGGCGAGGUCUCCGAUUGCGAAUGGGAUUGAUGAUACUCGUCACGCUGAGGUUGAACAAUACAAAGCAGAAAUUAAGAGGCUUCAGGAAUCUGAGAGGGAUAUUAAAUCAUUAUCAAUGAAUUAUGCAGCUUUGUUAAAGGAAAAAGAGGAACUAAUCUUACGACUGAACAAGGAAAAUGGCUCACUAAAACAAGGUUUGGAUGCCACAAAUGCAGCAACAAAUUCAUCUAGAGAUGAAAGUUCCAGAUCAUUAGCAAAUGGAAUUAAUGAAGUGAAGGGAAGCAAUGAUCAAUCACCUACCUGGCUGCUUAGAGGGAAGAACCGACGUAAUGUUAUUGUGGCUAAGCAGGAUGGAAUUACCAAUGGAGCUUCACACAUUGGUCAACCUGAUUAUCAGAGUAAGAUGGUACCAGAACAUUCAAAUUCACCGUCACAGGUAAAGGAUAUGGAGCUUGGAGAUUCGCAAGAAGGGAAUGUUGGAUCACCCAAAGAUGUGCAAGCUACUCUUGAGAUGAAACAAUUGAGGAUGGAGCUUCAACGAGAACGGGAACAGUUGGCAGAUAUGCAACUAAGAUUACAAGAGGAGCAAAAAUUGAACAAAAAAUUUCAGGAAGAGAUGAAUUCUCUGCAGAUGAACAAGGACAAAGCAUCUUUUGAGAUGAGCAGCAUUCUAAGAGAAUUGAAUGAGAAGAAAUUAGAAGUAAAGGAAUUGCAAGUUGACUUGAAUAGAAGAGAGAGUACAAAGUCUGAUGAUGAUGUGGAGGGGUUGAAGAGAAUAAUUGCAAAAUUGGAGAAAGAAAAAAGUACUCUGGAGAUGGAAAAAAAUGAACUUGAAGAUGUUUUGGAGAAGAGCCGAAAAUCUUCAAGUGUUGAAACUCCAUCAAGUUCUUUGGAAAUGAUGAAUAGACACCUAGGUAGUUCCAGUGAGAAAUUAGGUUCAUCUGGAAUUUCCCCAGGAAAAGAAGAUAUGGAUCUAUCAUUGCAAAAAUUGAAGAAAGAUAUGAAGGAAAUACAGCAAGAGAGGGAUAAAGCACGGCACGAAUUAUCACGACUCAAGCAGCAUUUAUUGGAAAAGGAAUCUGAGGAAUCAGAAAAGAUGGAUGAAGAUAGCAGAGUAAUUGAAGAACUUGGGCAAAAUAAUGAAUAUCAAAGGGCCCAGAUAUUGCAUUUAGAGAAAUCAUUGAAUCAGGCCAUUACAACUCAGAAGGAGGUUGAGAUAUCCAGUAACAAUGAACUUCAGAAAUCUAAGGAAAUUAUUGAUGACCUUAACAGAAAACUUGCAAACUAUAUGAGUAUUAUAGAUUCCAAGAACGUUGAACUAUUGAAUCUUCAAACUGCACUCGGUCAGUACUAUGCAGAAAUUGAAGCCAAGGAACACUUGGAGAGUGAUUUGGUUCGGGAAAGAGAAGAAGAAGCUAAAUUGUCUCGAAUGCUAAAGGAUGCUAACCAAAGAGAAGAUGCAUUAAAGAAGGACACGGAAGAAAUUUCGGCACAGCUUUCACUUGCUGAGAGGGCUUUGGCAGAAUGGAAAAGCAGAGUAAAUAAACUCGAGGAAGAUAAUUCAAAGCUGCGCCGUGCCCUUGACCAGAGUAUGACAAGGCUUAAUAGGAUGUCGGUGGAUUCAGAUUAUCUUGUUGACAGGCGUAUUGUAAUCAAAUUACUGGUGACGUACUUUCAGAGAAACCAUAGCAAAGAGGUUUUGGAUCUUAUGGUCCGUAUGCUUGGAUUUUCUGAAGAUGACAAGCAGAGGAUAGGAGCUGCUCGACAAGGUCCAAGCAAGGGUGUCGUACGUGGAGUUUUGGGCUUCCCUGGACGCCUGGUGGGUGGAAUUUUGGGAGGAGGCUCAGCGGAGACGCCGACUAACAUGGCCUCUGAAAAUCAGUCCUUUGCAGAUUUAUGGGUUGACUUUCUUCUUAAGGAGAAUGAAGAAAGAGAGAAGAGAGAAGCAGAGGAAAGCCUCAGGCUUCGGGAAAAGUCGCAACUUAGCAGUCCGAGUGCUUCAAGUCCCAGUCCGCAGUUACUUGAUCCCAGAACAAAGCCAACUGCUUCAACAUAUGAUUCUUCAAGAACAGGUUUUCCUUCCCAGCAGCAAUCAGCUCACCAUACCUUUGGUGGUGAUUUUCGUCCUUCAAGACACCAUUCUGAUUCCGAGUUCUCUACGGUUCCUCUCACAUCAUCGGAGAACACUUAUAGGUUCUAGGUCAAGAACGCCCCCGAAAUACUGAGAUCUUCUUCAUCGAAUUUUGUAAUUAAAAGAAAACUGCAGAAUAUUGUUUGUUAAUGAUGAUAAAGCUGUGUAAUGUUCAUUAAUUCUUUUACUCGAGUGGUUAGAGUUCAGUUCACCUGGUAGAAUUGUUCGAAGAGAUCUAAGUUUCUCGACUUCGCCAUAUUUCUGAUAGCUUAAAAAUUCUCAACUUAGAUGUUUGCAUCUCCCAUGGGCAAAUAGUGAAAUAAACAUGAUGUUUUGAUUCGAUUCGAUACGAUGUUUUUGCUUCUAA